Molecule: messenger RNA, 513 nt
Organism: Lolium perenne
Lineage: Eukaryota; Viridiplantae; Streptophyta; Magnoliopsida; Poales; Poaceae
Product: patatin-like protein 3
Molecular function (GO): glycerophospholipase activity; monoacylglycerol lipase activity
Source: RefSeq, a predicted model, not a curated record
AUGGCGGCGAGAUACGGCGGCGACGAUCGGACGGAGAAGCGAUCUAGGGUUUGCGGCGGAAGAGCCGGCCUAAUACCAUUGGAGGAGAAAUUCGACGCCGCCACGAGCGGCAAGUGGGGCAUCCUCGGCUGGCUCUACAACCAGGGUGCCACGCCGCUCAUAGUCAUCGACAGCUUCAGCCAGGCCAGCUCCGACCUCGUCGACAUCCAGGCGUCCGUGCUCUUCCAGGCGCUGCGCUGCGAGAAGCGGUACCUACGCAUCCAGGAUGACGAGCUCAAGGGCAACACCUCCUCUGUUGACGUGUCCACUCCAGUGAACCUCAAUGGCCUCAUCGAUGUCUGCAAGGCGCUGCUCAAGAGGACAGUGUGCAGGGUGGACGUCGAGACCGGCAAGAGCGUGCCUGACGUGAACAGAGGCACCAAUGAGGAGGAACUCGUCCGUUUCGCCAGCAUGCUCUCACAGGAGCGCAAGGCCAGGUUCCAGAAGAAAGGCAUAACUACCGUCACACAGUAA